This is a messenger RNA of Haemonchus placei, 132 nucleotides long. NCBI's taxonomy places the organism in Eukaryota, Metazoa, Nematoda, Chromadorea, Rhabditida, Trichostrongylidae. The record is from the annotation of a GenBank genome assembly.
AUGCUAUCUGCUGAUAACGUCGAAGAGCAAGGACCUUGUUUACCAGUUGAGGAGAACAAGCAGGUGCUGAAAGAGCCUUCACAAUUGUUAAGUUCUUCAACUACAAAUAGGUAUAAUUUGUCAAAAGUAUAA